This is a messenger RNA of Acanthosepion pharaonis, 546 nucleotides long. The record is from the annotation of a GenBank genome assembly. NCBI's taxonomy places the organism in Eukaryota, Metazoa, Mollusca, Cephalopoda, Sepiida, Sepiidae.
AUGGACCUGAACGAGCAACUACGGCAGGCGCACAGGCGCGACCCAACCACCAUCAACAGGAACAAUCAGACCGGCCCCUCCUCCAACAUGAAGCACAGCCGGACGCAAAGAGGCACUGGCCAAUCCGGCCACCCGGCAGUAUGCAGAAACUAUCUACAAGGCCGUACAUGCUUCAAGGGUAACAGAUGUCCCUAUUUUCACCCUCCCCACGCUCAAGCUCACAUAGCGACCACUGAUACCACCUUACCCGGAGAAGACAGCAUCUCUCAGGUUCCUCAAAUCCAUUUUUCUUUCAUUCAUCUGGUCCAACAUCAUUGCGCCAACUCGACCGAAACCGUCGCGAUCGAUCGGACCAAGCCUGCUUUUCUGGAGAAGCGACAUUAUGACGCAAACCCGGCUCUGCGGCCCCCUAAUGCUAUUCCAGCGCACCCGGCACACGCAGCACCGCAGACAUCGGACGACACCCCAGCGACUUCUGUGCAGCAGACCAGAUCCGGUAGGAAGGUCACUUUCCCUAAAGACCUUCGUAAAUAUUAUUAUUAUUAA